Messenger RNA from Diuraphis noxia (Russian wheat aphid), 2136 nucleotides. RefSeq names its product pickpocket protein 19-like. Lineage: Eukaryota; Metazoa; Arthropoda; Insecta; Hemiptera; Aphididae. Gene Ontology annotation, molecular function: ligand-gated sodium channel activity. Gene Ontology annotation, biological process: sodium ion transmembrane transport. The record is from RefSeq and is a predicted model, not a curated record. Gene Ontology annotation, cellular component: plasma membrane.
UAGAGGGGGGCAAAGGUUUUGACCGGCCCGAAUGGGUAAAAAAAAACCGCCACGGUCCGUGCAUAAAAAACUUCAAAACCGUUGCCGUCAACCACCCGACACUACCAAAUUCAAUCAAAAUUAUCAAAAACACUAGCCMACUCACCAUUGAGCUCAGUCAAACAGUUCAACAGUCAACCAUCUGCCGUCAAAUCCACAGGGUAGAUACUAUGMAAAUGUUACAGAAGUUAAUACCAACUCUAGUCUUGGUAAUGUCAUAUUCCGAGAAAGCAUCAUCAUCCAUGUCCAAGAGAGUGGCCGAUGUCCGGUUUCGGAACAAAUCGUCCCAGCUCAGAARAUCUGACGCCGGACGCCGGGCUAACGUGUGGAAGAAAAUUUUGGACGACGUUUGUGAUCAGUGUUCGCUGCAUGGUCUCAACCACAUCGUCGGRAAGGACCGAAGCACCGGAGAAAAAGCGUUCUGGUCGGUAACUGUAAUAUGCGCUGUGCUGUUUGCCACUCAUGCGAUCGUCGAAUCGUGGAAGUCGUACAAUAAGAACGCGAUUGAUACGGUGGUCGAGACGACUUUCUUUAGCUACGCCGACAUAGCGUUUCCGAUGGUGGUSGUAUGUGACAGUUCAAGAGUGGACUGGCAACGGGUCACGCGGUUAACUCCAAGAGACGUGCCGGAUAUCGAUCCAAGUUUAUUGCCCACCGUGAGGAAAUUAUUGAAAACGUUCUCCGUGUUAUCGUAUGGCGAGUUUGACAAGUUCGACGAGCUGAAGAACGUAACGGAACUAUCGAAACUCGUCAAGCUAAACCUCACCGAGCUUCUUGUAAAGGUGAUGAGGCCGUGCGACGAAGUGUUUUCCCACGGUGGUUGCUGGUGGAACUUCAAACAGGUAAACUGCUGUGACGUAUUCGAGUUGCAAAGAACCGAAUUUGGUCUGUGCCAUUCGUUCAAUUCCGAUUUUUCCGAGUACAGUAGAGCGAGACUCGUUGCGAACUCCGGUCUUAUUGGUUCGUUUUGGCGAACAGAGUCUGGAGACCUCCGACCAAGGAGAACGGGUGACAAUGGUCARAGUUCUGGAGUCAGCAUGUAUGUAUCUACGAUGAACCCGGAACAAGUCGCUCCUGGAAUAGACGCCAAACCAACCACAAGUAUAAUGAUCGGCGAACCCAGAGGUGCUCCGCUUGGACCAGAUAUGGUCGUGUCAGGAGGAAGUAUUGGCAAUGUUCACGUGUGGGGAGAUAGGAUAUACAACACAGAAAGRACCAGGAGAUUGAAUCCAAAAGAGCGAAGGUGUCUUUUCGCCGAUGAAAGUUCCACCGGAAUGGGCACGAAAUACUACUUGCGGAGAAAUUGCAAGGCAGCUUGUUACAUGAAUCACGUGGUAGAACACUGUGGCUGUUAUUUGGAGUUCAUGUUCGGCCUCAUGCAUCAAAACGAUUCGUUGCGGCCGUGCAACGUUGAAGAUUUGUUGUGCCUGUCCGAGAAAAAUAAGUUUUUCAAAAUUCUUAUACCGUCCGAACAUAACGCGUUCUUGACAAACGAUAUGCCUGGAAUGAAAUGCAAUUGCAUGCCUGAUUGUGUCCACCAAAUGUACAUUUCCGAACUGACCAUCGCCGAACCAUCCAUCUCCACGGUGCUGAAUUCCUCAUCGUCUAUACUUAUUGACGCACACUUCAUACAGAGUACGUGCAUACUUUACAGAUCGGACUUGGUCCUCGGAUGGCUUGACUUGUUGGUGUCGUUUGGAAGUUGCGCUGGUCUAUUUUUGGGUGGAUCAUUGUUGAGCUUCAUUGAACUCAUAUAUUUUUUAACGUGGAAAGCUUACCACCACUGGCGCCAGACACCGUCCACCACAGUUGUUACAUUUAAAUCGAACAAGAAACGCAAACAUCCAYGUCGAACACUCAUAGACACAUGCACGAUCGACAAUACUUUGACGAAUAACAAGAGACAAGAUAAUCGUUUUUCAUGUCAUAUGUAGAUUUUAAGACCUUAAGAAUUAAGAUUUUGAUUAUUACAAUGAAAUUAUAUAAGACAACAUAACACUUUAUCAAAUCGGUGGAGGAUAUAUUAUUAUGUGUUCACUGUACACAAACGCAAGUCAUGACUAGGAAAUCGUAUCACAUUAAAUGCAUUAAGUCAUG